Molecule: messenger RNA, 360 nt
Organism: Colletotrichum higginsianum IMI 349063
Lineage: Eukaryota; Fungi; Ascomycota; Sordariomycetes; Glomerellales; Glomerellaceae
Product: ankyrin
Exons: 2
Coding region: 1-360 (119 amino acids)
Source: RefSeq, a predicted model, not a curated record
AUGCCGCCCUGCGACUCGGACGAUUUCGACUUUGAUGCCCCCGAAGUCAUUGCGGUGCGUGAAGAUGAGGGACAACCGCCUGAAGUUAUCGAGCCGUGUUUCCAACUGCGCGCCCGAUUUUCUUCCCUCGGCUUCGUCUCUUUUCGUCUUUUUCCAGUCUCCAACGGCAUGUCGAACAAAACCACGGCUUGGCUACAGAUCAGAGCGAACUGUAUUGAGUCGCUAGAAAAAACGCUCCAUGACAAAGCCAACACCAACAGCCCGAGUCCGCCUUACCUCGAAGCUGUCCGCCGGCGACUCAAUGGCAUGCAAUCGUCGAUUCCGACACCGGAAACAUCAUGCCUGGCGAACCUGUCUUGA